AUGCUGACUAGACUGCUGACGAUAGCACUGCUGGCAGCGAGCUGGCGCCUUGGUGACGCUUGUUCGUGCUCGCUGGAGCACCCGCAGACACACUUUUGUAACAGUGACUUUGUAAUAGUUGGUCGGGUGCAGCGGUUGUUCAGAGGAAAAGAUUUCUACGACGCGUAUAAAGUGAAAAUUCGAAACGUUUUCAAAGCGACACCAAAAGCGACUUUAGCUUUGAAAUCUGGUCGAAUUCUGACGCCUUCGCAAGAUUCCUUAUGCGGAGUCACCUUGCAGCCUAGAGAGACCUAUGUUAUAACAGGUCGCGUGAUGCACCUGCAAGCACACGUCCAGCUGUGUGGGUAUAUCAGCAAGUGGCGAGAGGUGUCUCCGAGACAAAGGAAAGGCUUCCGUCUACUCUACAGACAGGGUUGCACGUGCAAGGUACACGUCAACCGACGCACGACAAAAUCCCCCAACACAUGUGUCACUGGCUUCGACGAAUGCUACGAGCGACAUGGAAUCUGUUUGCACGACCGAGAGAGGCGAUGCAGGUGGACAAGAGCUCCCGCCCUCACGAGAUGUCUACAGAAGCAACACUUCAGCAAUAACAGCACUAUGACUUGA
Leptosia nina is the source of this 609-nucleotide messenger RNA. NCBI's taxonomy places the organism in Eukaryota, Metazoa, Arthropoda, Insecta, Lepidoptera, Pieridae. The record is from the annotation of a GenBank genome assembly.